Prorocentrum cordatum is the source of this 1338-nucleotide messenger RNA. Lineage: Eukaryota; Dinophyceae; Prorocentrales; Prorocentraceae. The record is from the annotation of a GenBank genome assembly.
AGCCGCUGCGGCCCAAGGCGUCGCAGCACAAGGAAUCCAACCCACGCGCUCGAGGGGCGCUAGAGCCGACCUCCCUGCUCCUGACCCUCCCCCCCUCCCCGCGGCGCGCUGCCGCCGCCCGCGGCGGCCCUCGGCCACGCCGAGUCGGCCCUCGCCGACGCCGCGGCGGCCCUCGGAGGCCCCAGCGCCCGACCCCAGGCUGCCCGAGGACAGCACAGCCCGCCGGCGCCAGGCCGAGGCCGCCGCCGACGCACCCGCGGCCGGGGCGGCGGCCGCUGCCGGGUCGGUGGGCGCGGUGGUGGCCCGGGCGCUCGGCGCAGGCACGACGGAGGCGGGCCUCGACGGCAUGGUCAGCGCGCUGCGCGGGUGGGCAUUCCUCCCCCAGAGCGAGCAGGGCGAGGCGUGCUGGAUGCUUCCCGCCCUCAUGUGGCUGGCCGGCAGGUGCCGCCGCCUGUCCACCGACGUGGACCGCGCGUGCGCGGCGGAGCGGCACAGGACGAGGCUCGUGGAGGCCCUGCGGGAGCUGUUCCAGAAGCUCCACCGGGAGAGGGCCCGGCGCGGAGGGGCGCUCGCCGUCUGCUGCGAGCUCCUGCGCCUCUACGUGCAGCUGGGCCAGGCCUCGCAGUGCUCCUUCCUGCUGGCGGCCAUGUGCCAGGUGCAGGGAGGGCUCGAGGGCGUGCUCUCCGAGCUGCCGAAGGCGCUGGCCGUCACGCUGUUCUUCCUCUGGGGCAAGCACUGCGUGCUGGACGGCAACGUCGCCGAGGCCGAGGAGAAGCUGGGCUGGGCGCUGGCGCACUGCCCGCCGUGCCAGGCCGCCAACCGGCGCGCGAUUCUCGGAUAUCUCGUCCCGUGUCGACUGCGCAUGGGGCGCUACCCGGCACCUAAGACGCUGCGGAGGCACAACCUGGAGAGGUACGAGGAGAUCGCCCGCGCGGUGUCCCUUGGAGACGUGAGGCUCUUCAACCGCCAGCUCGAGGCGCAGGAGGAGGGCCUGAUCCGGUCUGGCACCUUCCUGGUGGUGGAGAAGCUGAGGCUGUUGGCAUACCAGAACUUGUGCAGGCGCGUCUACGACCUCGUGGCAUCAGAUCUGGAGGCGGCCGGGAGGCCGGAGUCGCGCCACAAGCAGGACCUGCGGCCCUUCGAGAGGGCGUUUGCGUGGCAGGACGGUUGCGACGAGGACGAGACGUUGUGCAUCUUGGCAAAUCUUAUAUAUGUCAAGGCGAUCCGCGGCUAUCUGUCCGAUGAGCAUCGCAAGAUCGUCUUCUCCAAAGAGUCGCCCUUCCCCCCGGCGGCGUCGUGGUGCGCGAGCCAGGGCGUGUAAAAAACGGCUGCCCGUGA